Mollisia scopiformis is the source of this 1737-nucleotide messenger RNA. RefSeq names its product putative vacuolar aspartyl aminopeptidase Lap4. Gene Ontology annotation, biological process: proteolysis. The record is from RefSeq and is a predicted model, not a curated record. NCBI's taxonomy places the organism in Eukaryota, Fungi, Ascomycota, Leotiomycetes, Helotiales, Mollisiaceae. The transcript is spliced from 3 exons. Gene Ontology annotation, cellular component: fungal-type vacuole. Gene Ontology annotation, molecular function: zinc ion binding; metalloaminopeptidase activity. Bases 1 to 1737 code for a protein of 578 amino acids.
AUGCACGUCAAUGCUGAGGACCAGGCACAGCUUCGUUCGCUACAGAACCAACGGAUCAAAGACGUGGAAAGACUCCAGAGGGAAACAACAUCUUCAGCACUCUCCCAAAGGUUUGCGCCUGGCGCACAGUCAACUGCGGACCAGGUAUCUCUGGAAUACAAACGGGCUGAUGGAUCGACACGACCACGCGAUCUACUCAUCCUAUUCCCAGACGAGGUGCAAAACAAGAGCUUGUUCGAGAAAUACAACGACACUUUACGAGAGCAUCUGCUAAAGCCCAAGAGAAGUUUGAUCACAAAAGCGCUGGGAAGUGAAGGAAGCACAUUAAAGAGCCCGGAAGCAUACGCACAACCAUUCUGUAGCUUCUUAACGGAGAACCCUACAGUGUUUCAUGCUGUAGACUACUUUGAAAAGAAACUAGACUCUGCAGGUUUCAAGAAGCUAUCGGAACGAAAGAGCUGGACCGAAGAAUUGGAAGUUGGCGGAAAAUACUAUGUUUCGAGAAAUAGCAGCUCGUUGAUUGCGUUUUCCGUUGGGAAAGGAUACAAGAGUGGAAAUGGUGUCGCAAUGGCAGCAGGGCACGUCGAUGCCUUGACUGCGAGAUUAAAGCCUGUCAGCUCCAAGAAGACAUCUGCCGGAUAUGUUCAGCUUGGUGUUGCACCUUAUGCAGGAGCAUUAAACACUACUUGGUGGGAUCGUGAUCUUGGUAUCGGUGGAAGAGUUGUAGUCAAGGAUGAGGAAACUGGAAAGAUCACUACAAAGUUGGUGAAGCUUGGCUGGCCCAUUGCACGAAUUCCCUCCCUCGCACCCCACUUUGGCGUGGGAAUGCUGGGUACGAACAAUGCUGAGACUGAAGCUGUCCCAAUCAUCGGUCUUGACGAUUCGGAGACGUCAUCCGACGAAGGGUUCAAGAACUACACGCUUGGUGCUCAAGGAACCUUUGCUGCGACCCAGCCACCAAAGCUCGUUCGUGCGAUUGCAGGUGAAUUGAGCAUCACAGACUACUCCUCGAUCAUCAACUGGGAGCUCGAACUCUAUGACACCCAACCAGCUCAAGUGGGAGGUCUGGAGAAGGAGUUCAUCUUUGCCGGCCGUGUCGAUGACAAGAUCUGUUCUUGGGUAGCUAUUGAAGGACUUAUUGCCUCUGCUCCUACUUCAUCUGAGGAUGAUGGGAUUGUCAAACUCGUCGGAGUCUUCGAUGACGAAGAAAUUGGAUCAUUACUUCGACAGGGUGCUCGAGGCAAUUUCCUCCCUGGAACCGUGGAACGUAUCGCGGAAGCUUUCUCAAAGUCGGGCUCCAGCGCAAACAUUCUCUCUCAGACAUACGCUAACUCGUUCCUCCUGUCUGCCGAUGUUACUCAUGCAGUAAAUCCCAACUUUCUGUCCAAAUACCUCGAAGGCCAUGCACCACGUCUCAAUGUCGGCUUGACCGUUGCAGCGGACAGCAAUGGACAUAUGACCACAGACUCCGUCUCGACCGCACUCUUCACUCGUAUUGCAGAAAAGUGUGGUAGCAAGCUUCAAUUAUUCCAGAUCAGGAACGAUAGUCGAAGUGGUGGAACGGUCGGACCAAUGCUUAGCUCUGCGAUGGGCGUCAGAGCUAUUGAUGCUGGUAUCGCACAGCUCAGUAUGCACAGUAUUCGUGCGACGGUGGGAAAUUUGGAUCCUGGAUUGGGAGUCAAGAUUUUCAAGGGAUUCUUUGAUCAUUUCGAGAGUGUUGAUGCGGAGUUUGUUUGA